Molecule: messenger RNA, 954 nt
Organism: Clavispora lusitaniae ATCC 42720
Lineage: Eukaryota; Fungi; Ascomycota; Pichiomycetes; Serinales; Metschnikowiaceae
Source: RefSeq, a predicted model, not a curated record
AUGAAGUAUUUAAUGUGUGAUGGCCCUAUUUGUAUUCUGCCAUUUUCUCAUCGUAAGUUCUCUUCUACAAUUCGUUCUUGUGACUCCGUUCCUGACUAUGUACAUGAUCUACUGUUUCAACUGAAGCAAAGACUUGCCGUAGAGCUUCUUCGCAUCGGCAACCUUGACAAAACAGCCCUUUGGUCCCGGAAUCUGGCCCUUGACCACCAAAAUUCCGGCCUCGCCGUCCGCGUGCAAAACCUCGUUGUUGAACACUGUGCAAUUGCGCCCACCCAUACGACCGGCCAUUUUCUUGCCCGGCAAAACUCUACCUGGGUCUUGGGUGGCACCCAUGGAACCAGCCGAUCUGUGGGAAACAGAAACACCGUGUGUGGCACGCAAACCCUUGAAGCCGUGUCUCUUCAUGACACCAGCAAAACCUUUACCUUUCGAAACGGCUUUAACGUCCACAAGCUGGCCCACCGCGAAAUAGUCGGCGGUGAUUUCGGUGCCUGGAGAUAUAAUGCCGUCGUCUGUUCUCACACGGAACUCGCCGAACUUGGCCUUGGGCGACACGCCGGCGUCCGAGCAGAGCUUCACGUGGUAGCGCGAGACGUUCUUCAACUUGUCGACCUGGCCCAUCAAAACCGCCGAGUAGCCGUCUUUUUCCACCGACUUGUUGGCAAUCACCUCGCACGAGUCCACUUCGAUCACCGUGGCGCCAAACUGCUCGCCGCUCUCCGUGAACCACGUAAUCAUGUCUCUUUUAAUGCCAAGAAGACCUGGUCUCUCCAACAACGACUUUCUUUGGUUGGAAAGCGCCAACGAGUGGUUGAUCUCAGGCUUGGGAGUGAUGGUCAGCGGAACCGCAUGGAUGGAUGUGAUGCGGGCAGCGCCGCGAGAAAAGACAAUGUUUCUGAGCCCGCCGGCAGCUUUCAAGCCGUGCUGCAACCAGAAAGUCCGUGCCAUAGUUGA